AUGGGUGUCACAAACAAGAAGACCCUGACCAAGACACGGAGAAAGACGAGGGAUGUUGAUCAAAUCAAGGCCGAUAUGCGCUCGCCGAGGCACCUGCAGCUCUACAAAAACACCAAAGCAAAGGAAGAUCUCCCCGGGUUGGGCCAGCACUACUGCGUCGAAUGCGCCAAGUGGUUCGAGACCGAGGUCAGCCUCGUCGGCCACCACAGAGGCAAGCCUCACAAGCGCAGAGUCAAGCAGCUGAAGGAGGAACCCUACACCCAAAAGGACGCCGAGGCUGCCGUCGGUCUCCGAACAGACAACAGGGGCGUUAAUAAGGACGGCCCAGAGAAGGCACUCGACCAAGAGAUUGAUAUGGAGACUUGA
This is a messenger RNA of Colletotrichum graminicola M1.001, 366 nucleotides long. Its product is annotated as zinc finger containing protein. NCBI's taxonomy places the organism in Eukaryota, Fungi, Ascomycota, Sordariomycetes, Glomerellales, Glomerellaceae. Bases 1 to 366 code for a protein of 121 amino acids. The transcript has 3 exons. Gene Ontology annotation, molecular function: zinc ion binding; nucleic acid binding. The record is from RefSeq and is a predicted model, not a curated record.